AUGGCAAAUGGACUGCAGAUGCUAUGCUUGGAGGGUCAGUAUCAAGACGAGUGUACAGAAUUGACCGAAGAGGUCUUUUUGUCGUGGAAGUCUGACCUUUCCAUUCACGGAAAUGACGAGAUACCUGGUCUGUUCUUCGCAUUUCCCCCGGGAUUUCUCUCGGGCUUUUCUAUGACUCAGAUGGUAUCUUCGAUGAUACUGCAGGACCUCGCAACUUCUGACCUCUCUAUCACCGAAGACACAGCUGCAAUCCACGGGAAUAUUCUGAAUCGGCGAGGAUGGAUCCAGAAAGAUCUCCACAACCUCCAUCUUCUGUCGUACUUGAGAAGGGGCCGUAUUCUUGUGUUGCAAAAUAUUGACAACUGUGAUCGCGCUAGCAGAAGGGCCCUUUGGGGGCUUAUUGGGAGGCUCGAAAGUGCAUCAGAAGAGAAGCUGAGGAUUGUGGUGUCUUACAAGCGCGGCUCCAUCGUUCGAGAUGAGCUAAUUGGCAUGGAGAGUAUAUGCCAGUCCUUUUCAUCCAACGAAAGGCCUGUCUACGAGCGCAACCUUUCAGAUAGCGACUACAUUGAGUUCCUCAUGGAACGCCUCUGCGUCUCCAAUAAUGGCAGGCAGCGGAUCUCCACAAAUCUAGAAAGACUUGUCGCCAUGAGCCAAGACAACUUGAGUUCAAUAGUCAAGCUGCUCCAGUCUCAUACCGGCUGGCCCGAUGAAGAAUCACCGGUUGCUUUGUCCAAAUUUGGCGACCUGCUCAGCGAUAUCUCACCAACAGCCUGUCCCGCAAAAGUACUUGAUUCCAUUCUAAGAUCUGUCGAUAACCAGCCUGCACUUUGUUGGAUUUUGCACUGGAUUCGCCAUGGGCAUCGGCCUUUGGCCGGCCGGGAGGCUGGAUCACUUCUAUAUUACCACGAAAACAGUACUCAGGCGAUCACAGACUUACCAUCGAUGACACAAGUGGAUUAUCAUCUAAACCAGCUCCAUAGCUGGCUUCCAGCUGUGGUGAGCUUCAAAGAAGACCGGCUUUAUAUCCACGAUCAUGUCCAAGGGAUUCUAAGGCAGGGUCCAAAUUAUAUCUGGAAUGAGUCCGAUAUAGUAAUAUAUGAGACUAUGGUAAGCUUUCUCGUCUUACAUCUCACACAUGAAACGAUCCGCGCCCAGAUUGAAAGUGCCUUUUGUACGUAUCUUAGCUACUACCUUGCUGCAAAGGAUAACAUCUUUCCUCAGAUCAUCGGGAAUAGCGAUGGUUUCCUCUUUUAUGCCGUCCAGGCUUUCCCUUACCAUUUGACAAGAAGCCAUCAAGCCAUACAAUCACUGGACUCAGCCCUCAUUCUUCCAGAUGGUAAUCUCACCCCAUGGGCUCAUAUGUUUUGGUCCAUGAGCAAUCCCUUUUCAAGGCCUCUGCCAAAAGCAGUCACAUGUGCAUAUGACUUGCUUCGACACCAAGAAGGACUUGAUCAAGACUCCCGAGAGAUACUAGAGAAGAUCGGAGGACGCAUCUCAGGCACAAAGAAAUGUGAACCUAUGGUUGAGCUGCUGCAUUCUUUACAGGCCGGCGAUGAGACCGCUGCUUUGGGCUAUGUCCACAAUAUUAUAUCUGACGCCAGCCAGCAAAUAUUUGAAGAUUCCGACACAACCGAAACAGAUGACAAUCUGUCUUGGAUGCCAGUCAUUUUAUGGAAAGCCACCUGGCUUAACAUGCCUCGUCUUGUCGGUGUUCUUCUAGAAAACAAGACACCAGUCGAUAUCCCAGACAGCAACACAUCUCGUUUCCCCUCUCCAUUGUACCUGGCAUCCUAUCUUGGGCACAUCCACAUUGUUCGUGUCUUGCUACAGCACGGCGCAGACAGUGGGGUUCUCCGCGAAGACAAGUAA
Penicillium concentricum is the source of this 1869-nucleotide messenger RNA. RefSeq lists its product as uncharacterized. The record is from RefSeq and is a predicted model, not a curated record. Gene Ontology annotation, molecular function: protein binding. NCBI's taxonomy places the organism in Eukaryota, Fungi, Ascomycota, Eurotiomycetes, Eurotiales, Aspergillaceae. The transcript has a single exon. The coding region runs from base 1 to 1869 and encodes 622 amino acids.